Penicillium psychrosexuale is the source of this 2499-nucleotide messenger RNA. Its product is annotated as class I SAM-dependent methyltransferase. Lineage: Eukaryota; Fungi; Ascomycota; Eurotiomycetes; Eurotiales; Aspergillaceae. The record is from RefSeq and is a predicted model, not a curated record. The transcript is spliced from 3 exons. Bases 1 to 2499 code for a protein of 832 amino acids.
AUGGCUUCUCCUGGUGGUAACAUGUUUCCCCUUGAUCUUGACUUCAUGACAUUUGCUGGAUUCAGCGCAGUUGCCCUCGGAGGCUUGCUGAUGUCCAUGUUUCUGUCUAAAAAUCGACUGAAGAGAAACGAGACCCAGGGUCUUCUCAAACCGUUUUUGCAUUUCUUCUACUCAUGCUUUAUCAAGCCGCAUACUGGUGACAAGAAAGGCACCCAACAGGAUGCCCUAGAAAGCUUCUACAAGACGCAAGCCGGCGCUUAUGAUGCAACCAGAAAGAUUCUUCUCCAAGGCAGAGAAGACAUGCUGGCACUAGUUGCGGCGCAGCUAGAAGCUAGGGGUAAAAGCCACAAGCAAGAGGAAAUAAUCUGGGUUGACAUUGGAGGCGGAACGGGGUGGAAUAUCGAAGCUAUGUCCGUCUUUGUGAAUGUCCCUGAGUUUUUCUCAAGUGUUUAUCUUGUUGAUUUCUCUCCGUCCCUCUGCGAAGUUGCUCGACAGCGCUUCCGACGUCUUGGCUGGAAGAACAUUAUUGUUGUUUGUGAAGACGCUAGCAAAUUUCGACUCGAGGAUUACGCAAACGGUCUUCCUGGCAGUUAUACGCCCACUUUAAGUGAUUCCCACCAAAACCACACCAAGCAUGGGUGUGUGGAUCUUAUCACCAUGUCCUAUAGCCUGUCCAUGAUGCCUGACUACUAUUCCAUCAUUGAGUCGCUCACCUCGCUCAUCUCCCCCGACGGUCUGAUAGGAGUCGUCGAUUUCUACGUUCAAUCCAACGUAGACUUCGCUUUUCGAAACUACAGUGGUGGUCUUCUUGGACGCCACGUCAAUUGGUUCCUGAGGACCUUCUGGCGCGCAUGGUUUGACCUCGACCGGGUCGGUCUCGAGGGCAGUCGCCGAGACUAUCUUGAGUACAAAUUCGGCACUGUUCUCAACGUCAACACCCGGAACUUCUCUCUCGGUCACAUCCCGUACUACAUAUGGGUCGGGCGUCAUAAGGAUCACUUCUCCUAUACGGGUCUUCCUCAUGAGAUUAUCGAAAGAAUCGAUGCUUUUGCCACGGAGUCUCCCUACCGCCAGAUCCAGAAUUGUACUUUCACUAGUGCAGCAGAGAGACCGGUGUCCAAAACGCGCUCCAAAGCUUUUACAGCUGCAAUUCAGAACAUUUAUACAAACCUGCCUCUGCCCUCAUCUUUCUACCAGAACUACCACUGGCGUAUCUACUAUGAUGACCAGCUUCAAAAACAUACACAGUUCAACAACGAGUAUAUUUACGCUUUCACAUGGGAAGAUGCUCGAGUGGAUGAGGGCCUGCUCAAUCUCGGACCAGAUGAUGUAGUGUUGGCUAUUACUAGCGCUGGAGAUAACAUACUCUCUUAUGCGACAAAGAGCCCGGCCAGAAUCCACGCCGUCGAUCUGAACCCUACGCAGAAUCAUCUUCUGGAAUUAAAGGUUGCGUCUUACAUGGCCUUGCCAUACGAGGACUUUUGGAGACUCUUUGGAGAGGGAAAACACCCUGGUUUUCGUACCCUGCUGCUCAGUCAACUUUCUCCGUACCUCUCCAGCCGAGCGUUUCAGUACUGGUUUGAAAAUGCCCAUGUAUUCUCUAAUACCAGCGGAAAUGGCUUGUAUGAUACGGGAGGUUCACGUCAUGCCAUUCGCGCCAUCCGUUGGAUCUCAUUUAUUUUCGGCUGCCGUGCCGCCUUCCGGGAUUUUCUCGCCACGAAGACGCUAAACGAACAACGUGAUAUUUGGCUCAGCAGGAUCCGUCCGGCCUUGCUUUCCAAACUAGUAUGCAAACUCGUCGUCAGCCAAGAAAGCUUUCUCUGGGCCGCUCUAGGCGUCCCCAAGAACCAGCUCGCCAUGAUUGAAAGCGAUCACGCUGAAAGCGAAGCUGUCAGUGGCCCUAACCCGACAGAUCGCAAGACCCGCUCUCACGCAAUAUGGAAAUACAUGGUCGACACCUUUGAUCCAGUCGCCGAUCAGACGCAUGUCGGUGCUGACAAUCCCUACUAUCAGGUCUGCAUGACCGGUGCCUUCACCCGCAGGUGUCACCCGGAUUAUCUCUCUAAGAAGGCGUAUGCCAAGCUCUCCAGCCCAGGUGCUCUAGACGGUCUGCAAAUCCACACAGAAGAUGUCAACGAGGUCCUUAAUCACAUAACCCCCGACACACUGACCGUCGCCGUUGUCAUGGACAGCAUAGACUGGUUCGACCCGAGCGCCGCAGCCGCAGCCUCCCAGAUUACCAAAUUGAAUCGCAGUCUCAAGAUGGGUGGCCGGGUACUUCUGCGCUCCUCGGCACUCGUCCCUUGGUAUAUGAAGACGUUCGAGGCCCACGGCUUUUCCCCCAAACGAGUUGGUGCGCGUAUAAGUGGCGCCUGCAUCGACCGCGUCAACAUGUAUGCGUCAUGUUGGAUCUGCACGAAGGUGGAGAAUUUGGGCUCGUCGCCCGAGAUAGACCGCAUGCAUGACCUGGACAUUAGGAGCAUGUCUACUGAGGUCUGA